AUGGCUGCGGACGGCGUCUUUGACGAAAAGACGAGUCCUAAUCCCCUCGUCGAGGAGGGGCAGGCUGUCAAUCAUAGUGGCGGGAAAGAGAAGCGCCACGAAGGUCGUCAAGAUGCCGACGAUCUGGAACGCAGGGGCACGCGAGCCUCUUCCAACCUGGAGUACUCGGUUUUCUCGACUGGUGUGAAGCGAUAUAUCGUCGUUUGCUCGUCGUGCGCCGGCUUCUUUUCGCCCCUGUCAUCGCAGAUUUACUUCCCUGCGCUGAACACGCUGGCUACGGACCUAAAUGUAUCAAUUGGCUUGAUCAAUUUAACAUUGACUAGUUACAUGAUUUUCCAAGGCAUUGCCCCAGUCUUCAUCGGCGACUUUGCAGAUAAGGCCGGCCGACGACCCGCCUACUUCGUGUGCUUUGUUAUAUAUCUUGGCGCCAACAUCGGAUUGGCCUUGCAGAAUAGCUAUGCGGCGCUUUUUGUCCUUCGAUGCUUGCAGAGUGCUGGAAGUAGCACCACAAUUGCACUAUCUGCUGGCGUCGUAGCCGAUGUUGCAACUGUCGCCGAAAGAGGCAGUUAUAUGGGCUUUGUCACUGCUGGCUCACUGCUAGGCCCUGCCCUGGGCCCGGUCAUCGGCGGUCUUCUAUCGCAGUACUUAGGAUGGAGAUCCAUAUUCUGGUUUCUUGUCAUCAUAGCCGCCACUUGGCUGGUGCAGUUUCUUUUCUUCUACCCCGAAACCGCACGAAAGGUGGUGGGCAAUGGCUCCAUUCCACCCCCGACAUGGAACAUGUCGUUGAGCAGCUACCUCAAAGCGCGCAAAAUUCCCAAAGAAGACCUGAUUGCUGCAGAGGAGAUGCAGGAUUCUACAUCUCGCAAGCUUUCAUUUCCCAACCCUUUACCCACACUCGCCAUUGUCUUCCAGAAGGACACCAGCCUCCUACUCAUCUCAAACUCGAUCAUGUUCGCUGGGUUUUAUGACGUUGCGGUGGCCAUCACGUCCAUUUAUCAAACUAUCUACGGCCUAACCGACCUCCAGAUAGGACUAUGCUACCUCCCCUUCGGAGCCGGCGCGGCACUCGCAGCCCUCGUAAACGGACAAUUUCUAGACUACAACUACCGACGAAUCGCCAUACGCCUAGGGGUCCCCGUCGUGCGCAACCGGCAUACUGAUCUGAAGAACUUCCCGAUCGAAAAGGCGCGGCUGCAAAUGGCAUUUCCGUUAAUUGGCGGGGCAAUUUGUUUGGUGAUUGCAUUCGGGUGGUGCGUAGAUUUCGAAACGCAUCUGGCGGCACCAACUGUUAUCACUUUUUUCCUUGGCUUUUGUCUGACCAGCUCGUUCAAUACGGUCAGUACGCUGCUCAUUGAUCUGUACCCGGAUACUGCGGCUACUGCUACCGCGGCGAAUAAUAUUACUCGUUGUUUAUUGGGGGCUGGCGCGACGGCGGUGCUGGAACCGAUGCUGAAUGCUAUGGGUAGGGGGUGGUGUUAUACUUUUAUUGCCUUUGUUAUGGCGUCCACGACGCCCUUGUUGCUGUUGCUUAUUCGGUAUGGGCCUAGAUGGAGGGAGGAGAGGAGGUUACGGCAGGAUGAAACAGAGACGCAAAAUUUGCAUCAUGUCAUUUCACAUUGA
Messenger RNA from Talaromyces proteolyticus, 1620 nucleotides. Its product is annotated as putative florfenicol exporter. NCBI's taxonomy places the organism in Eukaryota, Fungi, Ascomycota, Eurotiomycetes, Eurotiales, Trichocomaceae. The record is from RefSeq and is a predicted model, not a curated record. Gene Ontology annotation, biological process: transmembrane transport. The transcript has 2 exons. Gene Ontology annotation, molecular function: transmembrane transporter activity. The coding region runs from base 1 to 1620 and encodes 539 amino acids.